GCCGUUGAUGGAGAAGGGGGCGGAUGACAGCCGGGACGGUGGUGAUCACCGGCGGCAUCUUGGCGACUGUGAUUCUGCUCUGCAUCAUCGCGGUCCUGUGCUACUGCCGGCUCCAGUACUACUGCUGCAAGAAGGACGGGUCCGAGGAGGACGAGGAGGAGCCGGACUUCGAGGCGCACUCGCACCUGCCGCCGCUGCACUCCAACCGCAACCUGGUGCUGACCAACGGCCCCGCGCUCUACCCGGCCGCCUCCACCUCCUUCAGCCAGCGGUCCCCGCAGGCCCGCGCCCUCUGCCGCAGCUGCUCCUACCGGGAGCCGCCCGCCUUCUUCCUGCAGGAGCCGGAGGACGAGGACGACGUGCUCAACGGCGGCGAGCGCGUGGUCUACAAGAGCCUCAGCCAGGAGGACGUGGGGCCGCCCCCCGGGGGCUUCGGAGGCCUGCAGGCGCUGAACCCCAACCGCCUCUCGGCCAUGCGGGAGGCCUUCUCGCGGAGCCGCAGCGUCAGCACCGACGUGUGACCGGCACCCACGGCGCCAGGGCACCCUGAGACCAUGGCGGGGUUCCGUGGCGCACCAGCCCGGCCCUGGGCCGGCGCCUGCUGCCCUGUCCUCAGGCUGGCCCAGGCUUGGGAGCCCCCAGGCCCCCCACAGGGAUAAGGCUCACUGGGUGUGGGCCUGUCCUGCAGGGGUAGGGCCAGCUGGGGCCAGGGGCUGGGAGGGACA
This is a messenger RNA of Propithecus coquereli (Coquerel's sifaka), 725 nucleotides long. It is a transcript of the gene FAM163B, whose product is annotated as family with sequence similarity 163, member B. Bases 24 to 521 code for a protein of 165 amino acids. The transcript is spliced from 2 exons. The record is from RefSeq and is a predicted model, not a curated record. NCBI's taxonomy places the organism in Eukaryota, Metazoa, Chordata, Mammalia, Primates, Indriidae.